This is a messenger RNA of Monoraphidium neglectum, 834 nucleotides long. RefSeq lists its product as hypothetical. The record is from RefSeq and is a predicted model, not a curated record. Gene Ontology annotation, molecular function: monoatomic cation channel activity; mechanosensitive monoatomic ion channel activity. Gene Ontology annotation, cellular component: membrane. Gene Ontology annotation, biological process: cellular response to mechanical stimulus; regulation of membrane potential; detection of mechanical stimulus. The transcript has 3 exons. Lineage: Eukaryota; Viridiplantae; Chlorophyta; Chlorophyceae; Sphaeropleales; Selenastraceae. The coding region runs from base 1 to 834 and encodes 277 amino acids.
AUGUCGCUGGAUGACGCUGUCGGGCUCAGUGUCGGCUGCACAGUCAGCGUUGAGUCAUCUGGCCGGGCGCCAAACGGCAGCGAGCCUCCGGCCGCCGCGGCGCGCGCCCCGGGCGGAUACCACUACGGCCGCGGCGGCGGCGGCGGCGGCGAGGAUACUGGCGGCGGCGACACGUGGUGGCGGUUCGAGUGCGGGCCGAUAUGGGAGGAUGCGGAGGGGCAAGACAGCGGCGGCGGCAGUACCAAAAGCAGCAGCAGCAGCAGCAGCAGCAGCAGCGCGCCCGUAGCUCAGGCAGCAGCAGGCCCUACCAAACCCGGGCCGAACGCCGCCGCCGCCGACGCGGCGCCCGACGGCCCCGCCCGCCCCGCGUCGGGGGCACCCCGGCUGCAGGCAGGCGCGGCGGCGGCGGCGCCGCGAGCGGAGCCGGGGCUGCCGCUCGCGGCGUGCGGGCCGUUUGUGCGGGGGCCGCCGUUGGUGGUCGUUCUGGAACGGGUGCAGUCGGGGCUGUUGGGCGCCGCCCUCAGCAGCAUCGGCAUCACGGGGCUGUACAUAUCCUUUGUGUUUGCCCUCGGCCGCUUCCUCCGGCUGUCGUUUUCGAAUAUCCGACAGAGGAUUCCCUACGAGGAGUUUGGCAGCACGCGGCGCGUGCUGGCCAUGGUGCAGGACAUCUACCUGGCGAGGGCUGAGGGUGAGCUGGAGCUGGAGGAGGAGCUGUACACCGCCCUCAUCAAGGUGUACAAAAGCCCUGCACUGCUGCAAGAGCUCACGCGGCCGGGCGACGACGACCUGCCGCGACCGCGCGGCGGCGGCGGCGGCAAGCGCAAGCGACUGUGA